AUGGGUUUUCGCAGGAUUUUGGUUCUGUCUUGUCUUUUGCUGUACUUUGUUAAUUUUGCCAGUGGCGGUCAUAUAGGCGACUGUCCGAACAGAAACAGAACCUCAGCAAGGGGGGUUGGGCGGCGUUGUAGAAAACAGUGUCGGCCAGGUGAUACGAGAUGCAGAGGCGGAAAAGUUUGCCUGUGUGACCACGAAUGUGGCUAUUCCUGUAUAAAGUUGGAUAACUUUUGCCCCCAUCCUCCUACACUUCUAAACUCCACAAGUAUUAACAUAACACGUACCAAUGCGUCAGGCAUAGUCCAAGCAGAAGCGCCAUACCGUUACAAUGACCGUGCAAGAUAUAUAUGCGAUGCAGGCUUUACAUUAGUACAAGAUGGUAACCAUAUGUGCCAUGGUAGAAGGGGAUGGACAGGCACUUCUAUAUGUGCACGUAAUUGUGGGCAGUAUGAUCCAGUGCUUGUAAGACGUAGAGGUAUGGUGUGUGGAACAGAAUGUCAUGUGGAUUCACAAUGCAGCAAUGGUUUACAAUGCUUAUGUGAUGGUGCUUGUGGACUCAGGUGUGCCAAUUCAAGCAAUGACUGUGGUGAAGCCCCUCAAGUGAGAAAUGCGACACUACAGUACACAGGAGAAGGGUUAGGUCGUGUAGCAAACUACAUCUGCGAUAGUGGCUUCUACAGAUCAAGUGGAAGCUAUGCUAGGAGAUGCACAGUUGCUGGCACUUGGGAUGGAACUUCUCCUACUUGCACAAGAGUUGAGUGCCCGGACCCAAGUGAAGCAAUUGGAAUGACAGACGGAUAUAUAGCAGACUGGGUUGGAGGUCCUUACUACCCUGGCCAACAGUUUACAUUUGAAUGUCCAUCGGGAUACAGGUUAAUUGGAUCCCCUGUAAGAAGUUGUCAAACUAAUGGUCGUUGGAGUGGCGUGCCAAAUGCUUGUGACAGGCAGCGCCGAACUGGUGAAGUCAGAUGCUCCCAUCCUGGAAUUCCUGUCAACGGGGAAUUAUUUUCUGGCGGGCGUGGACGUAAUCGUUUUAGUGUGGGCAGUACGGUUACCUUCAGAUGCCAUGGAAGAUACAUACUGGUAGGCCAAGCUGUGCAAACAUGCAUGCGUUUCUUACAAUGGGAUGGACAAGGGGCACCUCAAUGUAUUGAUCCAAUUUACCCAGACGACCCACGGGAAGCUGCUCAAAGGUUGAGCGAAAAUACAAAUCGUAUAAGUGUGCAUAUGAGUACACCAAGCUCUGGAGUUGGUGGGCGAUCCAUCACAGCUGAUCAUGAGGGUGGAAAUGAAAUUUAUUUUCUGAUUGAUUUUUCACGAAGUGUAACUGACGAAGCGCUUGAUCACUCACUCAAAUUUGCACAGAAGCUUGUCACAAGGUUUGCUGGGGGAACAAAUAAAACGGCACAUUACGGGGUAAUUAUUUUUGCCUCUGAACCCAAAGUUGAACUCAACAGUAGGAUUAAUAGACAACUGAACUCAACUCAAAUUAUUCAAUAUUUUAUACGAAUUUCUCAAAAAAAGCAGGAAAUACGACAGACAGUUGGUGGGGGAACCAACACUGGAGCUGCCUUGAACGUCUUAAGAGGAAUGUUGGGUAUUUCUUACCAGACUGACAGAAUCAACAAUGGAGGCAACAACAGACAAAGGCACUGCUUUAUUCUGACUGACGGUAUUGUAAAUAUAAUAAGAUUCCAGCCAAAUCCACCCCAGUUUUACAGCAUAACUUCUUGUACUACAUGCCGCGGAAACACACCAGAUGCAAGAGCAGAGUACACACAACUGUUAGGCCUUGCUGGAGGGAAACUAGAAAACUUUGUGCAAAUUGAAAACUUCUAUCUGCUGGAACAAUACAUUGACCGAGUAAUUGAUGUUCGCAUAGACUAUGGAAAAUGUGGACAAGCAGGUGACAUAGGAAGUAUAAAAACAAGAGCUCGCUUUGGUAGAGUGCUUAACGGAGAAACAGCUGUUGAUAAAGCUUGGCCAUGGCAAGGAGUUUUUACAAAAAAAGUUAAUGGCGGAAAUUUUCAGCAAAUAUUAAAAAGCUAUUCUACAAGCAACUUCCUUGGUGGUGGUUCUCUUAUUAACAACCAAUGGGUUUUAACUGCAGCUCAUUUAUUCGCAAAAUAUGAUGAAGGAAAUGCUGCAUGGCAACGAAAUUUUCGUGUUACUUUUGGUUUAUACAAUCGCCCGAUUACACGCAGUCAUUAUCGAAACAGACUGGAUCCUACCAUGGUGGUGUACAAUACAGAAAAAAUAAUAUAUCAUCCAGAUUUUGAUGAUAUAUCCCUAGACAAUGAUACACUGGUUAAACUUGGCCAGCAAGUAAAACUAGACCCCACAAAGACAAGAUGGAUAAAUGUUCCCAACACAUUUGGUUGGGUCAAUUUCACAGAUUACAUCAGACCUGUAUGUUUACCUUGCAUGCCAAACAAUUGCUUGAACAGUUAUUUGAGAACUAAAGGAAGAAUUCCAGCCAAUUCAAAUCAACAGCAAAUCUGUGACAUUGAAACCGCAGCAGUUUUGGAUGUGUCAAACAGCCAGAAUAUUGCAGUCGUAACCGGUUUUGGGCAUGAAAAUGAGAGAUCUGACAAUGACCUAAAAUUGAAUGCUUCUGCGACUUUAAAGCAAGGAGUUCUUAAGCUUAUGCCACAUGCAACGUGUCGAGACUUUACUAAUCAAUGGGGGACCGACCUCACACAACGAAUGGUUUGUGCGCCAAGUGCAAAUGAUACAGUUGGUAUAGAUGCAUGUCGAGGGGACAGUGGUGGACCUUUAAUAAGAGAGUUAUAUGAUGAGAACACAAGAAAAAGCUGUUGGAUUCAAAUGGGUAUAGUAAGCUGGGGAUAUGGGUGUGGUAAGAAGACCACGGUAAAUGGAGUAAACAGUUUCAGGCCUGGAAUUUUUACCAAGCUGCCUUUGUUUAUGGCAUGGGUGAACCAAACCAUGGAAGCUAACUAA
Molecule: messenger RNA, 2958 nt
Organism: Ciona intestinalis (vase tunicate)
Lineage: Eukaryota; Metazoa; Chordata; Ascidiacea; Phlebobranchia; Cionidae
Source: RefSeq